This is a messenger RNA of Liolophura sinensis, 870 nucleotides long. Its product is annotated as ceramide synthase-like. Gene Ontology annotation, biological process: lipid homeostasis. The coding region runs from base 180 to 815 and encodes 211 amino acids. The record is from RefSeq and is a predicted model, not a curated record. The transcript has 5 exons. NCBI's taxonomy places the organism in Eukaryota, Metazoa, Mollusca, Polyplacophora, Chitonida, Chitonidae. Gene Ontology annotation, cellular component: membrane; endoplasmic reticulum.
UGGCGGUUGCUGUUGUUUUUAUAGUAGGCUGUGUUUUCUUCCCGUCGUGUUUUCUUUUCCUGAGAGCUUCUCUUCGGAAACGAUAUUCUACGUUAUCAGAUGUUCAUGUGAGCAACAUCUCUGUAAAAUGUGUAUCAAGUCUGCAAGCUCUAACCUCCACCUGUGCAGGCUUCAUCAUUAUGUCCUCUUGCCCAGAUAUCAUGACAGAUAGCCACUGGCUCUCAAACACAUAUGCGUGGUUUGCCUUGCCAUACUUCUAUUAUGACAUAUGGGCAAUGUACCAGACUCAUCUGCUGUUUCACCCAUAUCUUGCCGAGAAGUCCACCUGGGUUUCAAUCAGACAUUACCUUAGUCGGAAUGUGGUGAUGAUGGUCCACCAUGUCAUUAUGCCUAUGGUCUUCUUCCCAAUCAUUCUAUUCUUGAGGAAAGAUCAAGGAGACUAUUUCAUCGGAGUAUUUUACAUGAUUGAGAUCACCAUACCAUUCAUAGCAUUGUUUACAUUAUUGGUUCAGCUCAAGGUGACAGAACAAAUCUACACCAUCAUCGCCGGUCUGCUGAUGGUCAUCGUCUUCUUCGUCAGUCGUAUUCUUGUCUUUCCUUUCCUCUUCUGGUCAUACAGCAACUAUGCCAAUAUUGGAUUCUGGGACGUGCCUGGGAGUAUCCCCAUCAGAUGUAAUGUUGGUUGUUCUCUGCUUCUCCUACCUCAGCUGUACUGGCUGGUGCUCAUGGUGAAGGGGGCAUAUAAGGUCCUCUGUAAAAGGAUGGCCUUAAGACAGGUGUCUCUGGUGUCCAUAGGGAAAGCACACGGGAGUUAAUAGACAUAAGCCAGAUAGCUGUUUUGAGUGCACUUGAUCUGGAUCUUCUGGCUGC